Molecule: messenger RNA, 1398 nt
Organism: Fraxinus pennsylvanica
Lineage: Eukaryota; Viridiplantae; Streptophyta; Magnoliopsida; Lamiales; Oleaceae
Source: the annotation of a GenBank genome assembly
AUGGACGGCCCACGUGAUCGAACGGUGUUUAUCAACUCUCUUGAUGAUCAUGGAGAGAAAAGGGUUGUCAGUGAAAUGGAUUUCUUUGCUGAUAAGAAUUGUUCUAAGGAUGCAUCAACAACGUUUCAAUUCAAGAAAGAGACCAAAUUUGACAGUGUUGAACAAGAUCUUCAUCUUAACAUAAGCACUGGUUUGAAUCUUCUGACGACAAACGUAUCGGCCGGUGACAAAUCUACUGCAGUUAAUAACGAAUCGCGGGGAAUUUCCAAGGAAUUUUUAGUUCUCAAGUCUGAGUUUGAUCGUGUGAACUUGGAAAAUGAACGAUUAAGAGCUAUAUUGGAUCAAAUAAACAGUAAAUAUUAUUCUUUACAAAUUCAAAUUGGAACAAUCUUACAGCAUCAACAAAAUCUAAAAGGUGCAAUUAGCACAGGAGAUGGAAAGAUUAAUGAUGUGAUGACAGAAGAAGAAAAACAGCGAUUUUUGGUCCCCAAGUGUAUGGAGAAGUCAAUGGCUAAUGAAUUGCAGAAGAAUUCAAACAGAGAAAAGAGCCCAGAAAAGAAUUUUCAAGAAUGGAUUCCAAAUAAAGUACCAAAAUUUAAUUCUUCUUCCAAGGAUACGGAUCAAGCUGCAGAAGCGACAAUGAAAAAGGCCCGUGUCUCGGUUCGAGCACGAUCAGAGGCACCUAUAAUCUCUGAUGGAUGCCAAUGGAGAAAGUAUGGGCAAAAAAUGGCAAAAGGGAACCCCUUCCCCAGAGCUUAUUAUCGUUGUACCAUGGCUGUUGGUUGUCCAGUACGCAAACAAGUGCAAAGGUGCGUAGAAGAUCGUUCGGUACUUAUAACCACUUAUGAGGGCAACCACAACCAUCCGCUACCGCCAGCCGCCAUGUCAAUGGCCGCCGCUACCUCUGCAGCCGCAUCGAUGUUGCUAUCAGGGCCAAUGCCAAGUGCCGAUGGAUUCAUGAACCCUAACAUGAUCACUAGAACUGUUCUUCCUUACUCAACAAAUUUUGCAUCAAUUUCAGCUUCAGCACCAUUCCCUACUGUUACAUUAGAUUUCACAACCACUCCCACCACUCAUUCACACUGGCAAAUGCUACCAGGCCAAUUCACUCGAGACUUGGGCCAUGGGCCACAGGCCAUUGCCCAUGCUCUUCGCAACCAUUCGAGAUUUCUCCCCCGAGUCUCUGAUGCUGCAUUUUUUGGCAGUGAAAGCUCUCACGAUAUGACGAAUGCAGCUACUGCUGCCAUUGCCUCGGACCCAAAUUUUACUGCGGCCAUAGCAGAAGCCUUAAGCUCCAUCAUUGGCAAUCUAAACCCAAAUAUUGGUAUUGACAGUAAAAAAUCUCCGAAAAAUAGCAGUGACAGCAACAUGGGAAAUGAAAGUUUUGCAGGGAAGUGA